AUGACAACGCAGUGCAGCAGAGUGCAAACAGGCGUUGUAAAUUCUCCCACUCAGUCUCACUCAGUCUGUUCUCUUUUGAUACAUGCGCGAGCCGAGGGCCCCAUCUACGUGUGUACCAGGAAUGAUGCCCUGAAGGACAUCAUCGCGUCUGUCCCCGCAGACCGGCAUGAGGAUUUGGUUUUUGUUCAGAACGGCGCCCUUGUGCCGUUUUUGGACCAGAACCUGAAGCCAGGCUUGCCUAUCACAAUUCUGCUGGUGUACUUCGCCGUGGCCAAAAAGGGUGAACCUCCGCUGGAUGGAAAGACAGACACAGAUCCAGAAGGUUUGACAGCCGUGAACAGUGGGAAAUGGGCACAAGAAGUCCGCUGGAGGCUGACAACCAGCGAUCUAGCAUGUCAAAUCUUGCGCGACCCAGAGUUCUUCCAGGCUUACUGGGAAAAGAACCUCUGGAUUGCUGCUUACAUGCUUGUCGGUGCACUCCACGAUGGCUGCACUGUGGGCGAUGUGGAAUCCAAGCAUCGCAAAGAGGUGGACGAGCUCAUAACUCAGCUGGCGACCGCUGUGGCCGCCGCUAAUGCAGAUGUUCGAUGGGAAAAGCUGCUGCUGUGUGACCGACUGGCCGCUUAUGCACGCAGCGUGGCACACUUUCCCACUGCCGUGAAGGAGUUUGAGUGGCGAAAUGGGCCUUUUUACGUCACUGCCUUAGCAACUCCAGCGGCGGGCCGGCCAGAUCCUUGCCCUCAGCACACCGCGGGCCUUGAAAAGCUAGGCGUCUUUUCCUCGGAAGCUGUGUGA
This is a messenger RNA of Symbiodinium natans, 795 nucleotides long. The record is from the annotation of a GenBank genome assembly. Lineage: Eukaryota; Dinophyceae; Suessiales; Symbiodiniaceae.